AUGGUAGAUCCAAGUCUGUAUCAAGGGAACGCUCCAGAGCUGGAAACUAUGCAGGACGACGACGAGGACGAGGUGGCGAGUAACAUCUCUGCCGACUCGGACGCCCUCGAGCUCCGCGCCGAGGUCGAGCGAUUCGACCUCCAACAAGAAGCCUUUGUCGCUCGUCAGCGAGCCGAAGCAGCCGGCUUGCCCUACCAACCACCACCACCUCGCAAAGCAGGCGGCCGGAAGCCCAAACCACGGCGAACCACCGGUCCCCGGAAAGCAGCUAAGCUCCCGCCAGAUAUCCAGUUCCGCAUGUCCCUCGCCAACGAAGCCUUCCAACAGAAGGACUAUGACAAAACCAUCGCCCACCUCUCCGAGGUCAUACGUAUCAACAGCGAGGUCUUCAACGCCUGGAUGCUCCUCUCCACGGUACACGAAACCCUCGGCAACCGCGAGCAGGCCAUCUGGUGCCGCAUCUCGGCCGCGCACCUAACACCCCGCGACGUGGCCCAGUGGAUUUCCACGGCCGAAUACGCGCUCGAGUGUCUCGAGGAACUCGAGGAUGGCACGCCCGAGAAGGACGAGGUGCUGGCGCGCGCGUACGCUUGCUACACCCAGGCGCUCGAGACGGACCGCUCCAACAUCACGGCCCGCACCGGCCGGGCCGACGUCAUCAUGAUGCAGGGCAACUCUAGCAAGGCGCUGGCCGAGUACCAGAAGGCGCUUAGCUACCGGCCGUGGAACAUCCGCACGGUGCGCAACAUUGCCGACGUUGCGCUUGACGUCAAGGACCGGAGGAAGGGCGCCGACAUCGCGCGCGGCGCGUACAGGCGGUUGAUAGAUCAUCUGCAGGCCGAGGGCACGUUUGAGGCCGAAGAGGGGUGGUUUGAGUGGUCGGAUCUAAGAAUCUACCUGGAGUUCUUCACCAUCCUCGAGCAGUGGCAGGAGGGCGUGCGGGAGCUAAAGGAGAUUUCUCGCUGGUUGUUGGGGAGGAAGACAGAGACGUACUGGGACCGAUGGCUGGAUGAUGACAGGGAAUGGGACAUCCAAGACGACAGGCGAAUCGAGGUUCCCGAGUUCGAGCCUGCCAGGUUCCCGCCGCAGAGCUACGGACAGGGGCUUCCGGUUGACCUGCGCGCGAAGCUGUAUGUUUAUCGAAGCAAGCUGGGUUCCGAGUACGAGGCGAAUCUGCACCUGCAGCUGCUCGAUCCCACGAGGCAGGAGGACUUUAUGGACUUCCCGGACUGUCUCAAGGACAUUGCGGUCACACUGCUGGACCGCGAUAGGCCUGACGAGGCGAUCCGCUACCUCGACCUUUACCGGCACAUCGCUAUGACGACCGGGGACAUUACCCUAGAUGCGGAUUUCUCGGUCUGUCAGGGCCGAUACCACAUGGCGCGAGGAGAGAAGGCUGCUGCGGAAGAGUGUUUUAUUGCCGCCAUUGAGGAGGACGAGGACCAUAUUGAGGCGCGCGUGCAGCUCGCCAACAUGUACGAAGGUGAGGAGAUGCAGGAAGGCCGGGAAGAAGCCUUCCUCCUGGUGCGCGAAGCCAUGAAUUUGGAGGCGAGAGGGGGGGACGGCACGGGGCGGCGCAGGGGACCGUACGGGCCGCGGAAGCCGAGAGAGGGCAAACCGCGGCCCCGAAGACCUAGGGACCCGAACAAGAAGUCGAACUACGUGCCGAGGCGUCUAAUCAACGCCGAGAAGAGGCGGCAGCAGGAGCUCGAAAUGACGGCCGAGGCGGCCAAGAACUUCCAGCGGCUGCGGGAGGUCCAAGAUCGAGCCUUAGCCGGAGACGAGCAGGCCAAGGCAGAGUGGAUGAAGGCAGCCAAGCAUCUCAUCGACGACUUCCGGUCCUACAAGCAGUUCUACCCGUGGGAGAAGUACAUCAAGUUCUUAGGCUACGGUGCCAACGUGCAAGGGCAGGCAGCUGUGCCCGCGAGGAACAUGAAGCUGGCCGCCAUGGAGGAGCGUCUGCGGCAGAACCUCGCCCCCGCCGAGGGUCAGGAGAACGCCGUCAGGGUGCCGGUGAAGUUCCCCUCCGAGCACCGGGGCAUCGACUUCGACACCUGGCUCGACCUCUUCCUCAACUACGCUUUCGCCCUGGUCCGCGCUGGCCAGCAUCGCGAGGCGUACGUGGUCUGCCACGCGGCCCGCGACUCCAUAGUGUGGACGUCGGCCGAAUCGACGUUCCUCAUCCACGUCGCCUGGGCCUCAUGCGCGGUCUACGCAGGCGACGAAGAAACCUGCGUCGCCAUCGCCCGCUAUUUUAUGCGCGACUACAUGCCGGGCACAGACUCGUACCGCAUGUUCUCGGCUAUGUGCCGCGUUUGCCAGACGCCCGUGUCAUGGUACACCUCGGGCCCGGCGCAGAAGUUCAUCCUCCGCCAGAUCAAGACGAUGGACAACAUCGUCAUGCGCCGCGAAAACAACACCGCCAUAACGGGAACGGAUGCGCCGGCAACAAGCGCGGAUCCCAACAGCAAGUCGGCACCGGACCACGACAUCGGCCUCGACGUCGCGCUCCUGACCAUCUACGGACACAUCCUCUUCACAACGACGUCCUACACCUACGCGCUCUCGUACUUUGCGCGCGCCGCCUCGCUCGACCCGACCAACCCGCUCAUCAACCUCAGCACGGGGCUCGCGUACGUACACUACGCGCUCAAGCGCCAGGCCACCAACCGGCAGUACCUGCUCACCCAGGGGUUCGCCUUCCUGUUUCGGUACUACGAGGACCGGCUGCGCAAUGCGGGCGGCAAUGUGGCCCAGCGGCAGGAGGCCCACUUCAACAUUGCCCGCGCGUAUUCGCUAGUCGGGCUGGCCAGCUUGGCGGUGGAGUACUACAAGCGGGUGCUGGCGGAGGGCAGGGCGGACGGCGGAGGGGUGAUGGGGGACGAGGACCUGAGGGUGGAGGCGGCGUACAACGUCCGGACGCUGUGCUACCUGCUGGGGGACGUGGAGGGUGCGAGGGGGGUGGCCGAAGAGUGGCUAAUCCUGGAGUGA
Messenger RNA from Thermothelomyces thermophilus ATCC 42464, 2991 nucleotides. RefSeq lists its product as uncharacterized. Bases 1 to 2991 code for a protein of 996 amino acids. The record is from RefSeq and is a predicted model, not a curated record. Lineage: Eukaryota; Fungi; Ascomycota; Sordariomycetes; Sordariales; Chaetomiaceae. Gene Ontology annotation, biological process: transcription by RNA polymerase III. The transcript has a single exon. Gene Ontology annotation, molecular function: protein binding. Gene Ontology annotation, cellular component: transcription factor TFIIIC complex.